UAUUUACUGGUGAUGGAGAAACCCUGAUCCCGAGGCCGUAGGCACACACACUAAACAUAGCUGGAAAAACCACAGGAGCUGUGGCUUCGUUUAAAAUCUGUCUGGAUUGGGGCACCUGGGUGGCUCAGUCCUUAAGCAUCUGCCUUCAGCUCAGGUCACGAUCCCCAGGGUCCUGGAACUGAGCCCUGCAUCGGGCUCCCUUCUCCAUAGGAGGCCUACUUCUCCCUCUCCCACUCCCCCUGCUUGUGUUCCCUCUCGCUGUGUCUCUGUCAAAUGAUUAAGUAAAAUCUUUAUUUAAAAAAUUCUGCCUGAAUGGGGAAAUAACUUGCUAAUAGUUGAGAGGUUACUUCAUAAUAUAACAGGUGACAGUUUUGUGUACUGGGGGGGCAGUGGUUUUGGGGGGUAAUGUGAGGGAAAGGCCUCAGCUAAAUUUGAAUCUUGGUUUGGGGACAAAUUGUGAUUUUAGGAUAGUUGGGUACGUUCUGUUUCAUGUGCCUUUAAAGUAGUCUAUUUUCUAUAUUUUAUAUAAUGUGAAACUGUACGCGACAAAGUUCGGAACCAGAUUACCCAGGCCAUCAGCCUCUAGUAUUCCAACCUUCCCAACAGUCAGGGGACAACGCUGCCGUUUCGAGCAACAGGCACCAUGUGAUUUCUCAUCAAGACAAUCGUGUGAGGUCUUUGCAGGGAGCAACUGAUGUCUGACAACUCAUCACAGGACAGCCUCCAGUGCCCUCUCCCUCUCAUGGAACCGGAUUCCUGGAGGAAGGACCCGCAGGGGCUCAGGACUCCAUGCUUGGUUAGUGAUCUGGUAGUACCAUCUGAAAGUCCUCCACGAUAGCAGAGCCAACAGUCCCCCAUUUUGUAUUUGCAGUGGUCUCCAAGGAUUACAGAGACAGCCCUGUUCUCCAGUUUGCUUGAUAAAGACUGUUGCUUUAAAGAGGUUGAGUGAUGAUGAAAAUCAGACUAUCUUCACGGAACACUCUGCUACAAAAAUGAAAAGUGCAGCCAGAAACAAGAAGAUGCUGGAUACAUAGGUAGAUAAGUAGGUUGGUAGGAAGGUAGGUCAGUAGGUAGGUACAUAGAUAAAUGAGGAGAGAGAGAGAGAUCUUGAAUUUUUACCUAAGGAAUGCCAAAGGUAGUAAAAGCAAUCUAUCUGGGGAACCUACGUUCCCUUGUCUCUACAUGUGAGUUGCAAACUAAAACCUUCAGUAGUUACUGUCUGUAUUCUUGGUGUUUCUAGGGUUUCCUGUUGGUUGGCUUGGCUUGGGGUUUGGUCCACGUAGCAGGUAGAUGGUGGUCUCUCCAGAGAACUCAAUUUUAUCUAUUUCUUCCAUUUGGAAGAAAGCUUGUCAUUCAUUCAUUCACUAAAUCUUGGUGACCUAGCCUGAUUCAUUCUGGGGAAUGUUCCACACGUGCUUGAGAAGACUGUGUAUUCUGCUACUCUCGGAGGGAAUGUUCUGAGAUGUCUGUCUGGUCCACUUGGUCUAAAGUCUGGUUCCAAUCCAAUAUGUCCUUAGGGGUUUUCUGCCUGGAUGAUGUAUCCCUUGCUGACGGAGGGGUUCGGAAGUCUAUACUACUAUUACUGUAUCCCUCCCUUGGGAUCUGUUAAUACUGCUUCGUUAAUACUGCUAGGUACUCUGGUGUUGCAUUAAUGAUGGUGUGUUCAUUUUUACGGUAAAGGGAUCAUUUCAUCAUGAGGAUGUCAUAAAUAUUUAUUCACCAACUAUGUGUAUAUUAUAGCCUAAGCAUUGUACUCGAUGUUAGUACUGUCUCAGCCCUGCUCUACACUUCCCUUAGUCCCAUCAGAAAAAAAAAAAAAAAAGUGAAAAGAGGCAUACUUGGUGACACCUGAGAAUUACAUGAAAUUCGAAUUCCAGUGUCCAUAAAUAAGGUUUUAUUGGAACACGGCCAUGCCCUCUUGUCUCGCUAUCACACACUGGCUGCCUUCUUGCUUUGCUAGCAGAGUCACCGUAGGACACGCACAGCCUGCAAAGCCCUAAUACGAUGUGGCCUGUUCCAGAAAAUGUUUGCCAUCCCCUGGUCUAAUACAAGAAGGGAACUGUCUCUUUGUGUGUCUGUCUCUUUUUAGGAACAAGAAGAGUUUUCCUAGAACCCUUUGGCAGACUCUUCCCAAUGCCCUUGGCCUGAGGAUUCCAGAUUUCAUGCUUAACCCAGACACUGGCAGAGGUCAUUAAAAUGACCACGCUGAGCACUGACAUCUUAGCCGGGGAUCAGAUUCCUUCAGCGAGGGAUAUACUCAGGAAGCACGCUCUUAGAAAAGAGAAGAGAAGUGACGGACACUAUGUGCCCCAGUCCAUCCCUGGGCUGCCCCACAUGCACACAUAACUCUGUAAGAAUUUUUAAGAUUCUUAUAUAUUCAUGAAAUGAACUAACCCCUUCCCAAGAGGUAAACAGCCUGAAGCCCAAACCAGUUAGUACUUCCAACUGGGGGGGGGGGGGGUCAUUUGGCGACACGGAUUAUCCUCUUUAUCAGAUGUGGCACCUCAUGGCCUGGCAACCUGUGACAGGAAGCUAAGUCCUAGACGCCCGAUGUCCCCAACAUGUAACGGGGGAAAGGAACAGGAUGUCUAUCCUAAACGAUCCUCUUUGGAAAAUGCAUGAGCAGAAGCAGAAUCAAUCCCCAGUGGCUGAAGGUUCUGGUAGCAGCAGAGCUGGGUGGUUCUGCCUUAUGGUCUUUUAUGAGGCGGGGUAGACUUUGAGCUGGAGAACAUCUGUCUCCUCAUCCUGUGGCUGUGUCUCCUGAGGCCAGAAUGUCAAGCUGUGAUCGUCGUAGCUACAUCCCUGGGCUUGGCCCUUUGGUGAAAAGGCUAGGACCUGGCCUAUCUUUUCUAGUUAUCUCCCCCAUUCUGUUCCGCUUUCAGCCUCCACGCCCCUGACCUGUGGUUUAGCACAGGGCUUGGCAAACACGACCGGCUCGCCGGCCAAAGGCCUGCUUUUUUUAAGGCCCCAGAGCGAAGAACGCAUUUUGGUUCUUAAAGAGUGCUAAAAAAAAAACGUGGAGAAGAAUGCAGCAACGACCUUAGGCGGCCCGGGACACCUAAACCCUUUACCGUCUGGCCCUUUACAGGCCAAGGCGCCGACUCCUGGCUUAGAACUUGAGUCGUCCAUCCCUGCCCAUCUCUGAAUCCUUGGACGUUAGACUGUGGGCUUCAGGCAGAAACAAUCUCAGCAAAGCCGUAUUUUCUUCCACUUCUGCUUUUAGAUGAACCACCUUUCGGCUCAAAGAGACGUUUUCUCGCAGGAGCUUAGUGGAAACUCUAGGAAGCUGCACAGGGCACCAGCCCCGGCAUGUUUCUCAAACCUUCCCUGAUACGACGACAUCCGUCAGGACCCCGGAGUCCCGGCAUGGAGCCCCGUGUCGGGCUCCCCGCUCAGCGAGGAGUCCGCUUCUCCCUUUCCCGCUGCCCCUCUCCCUGCUCGCGCUGUCACUCACUCUCUCCCCAAUAAAUAAAAAUCUUAAAAAACCCAAACAAAAGAACAGCGGCAGAGAUGAUCUGGUUGUCAAAGAGACCAGACCAGCCUGAAAAGCGCGGAUCCCACCGCCCUCGGCUCUGCCGCCUGCGCCGGCCAGCGGCUCCGCAGAGCGUCUGAGGCUCGCAGCGCCCACGUGUAGUCCCAUCACUCAGUCGCGAGCCGCAGUGACUCCGGCUGAUGCACCCCGGAAGACAUCCGUCUAUCCGCGCGAGCCUCACUCCUUCCGGUGCAGAGCGCGGCACGCCGCGUCCACCUGAUUGGUGAAGACUGCGUCAUGUGACCACGCCCUCGCUGCAAGGGAGGCAUGUGACCACGCCCUCGCUGCAUGGGAGUCAUGUGACCACGCCCUUGCUGCAAGGGAGGCUGGGAAAUAGGCAGCGGGCAUUGUCAGCGUCUGCAGGGGGAGGUCAGGGCGGCCACCCACCAAGACUCGGAAGGAAGGGACUUCCCCAGGAGAGGAAGGAAGUUCCAAGGCCGGGAGGUCGAACCCGGUGCGAAGGUCCUGCUGCAUCCUGCCGGAAUCCCGUUCCCCAUCUACCCGCUCGUGCUUCCCACGCUUUAUGGACGCGUCUCUCAGCCACGGGUCCUUGCUCGUAGACAUGUACAGUCUGCACUAUUGUUUGCCGAACAUUGUUCUUCCAAGCAACUAUCUUUUAACAUAAAUGCAUUGAUUCCGAAGGAAAGUAUCGGGUAAGUUGAAAACCAGCAUCGGUUGUCCCAAGUGACCUGGAUGGGAUUUAGAAUGAGAAUGCUAUGAAGUGCACUGCGGGUGUUUGCCUCGUAAUGGCAAUGUAAAAAACCCACAAACCGAUGCUCCUGCUGGUGUGAGGGAAUUCACAGGGGCGCCUGGUUCCUCCCGGUCACGAUUUCCUGAAUCUCCUCUUCCAAGCUGGUCUCGUGAUACGGCCCAAUCCCACACGGAUGUCAGUGAGGCCAUACCUGCAUGUGCACGAUCAGAGGUUUCCAGCCUCCGAGGAAGCCCGGCACGCCCCAUAUCUCACCCCCGCUUCUGACCACACGCCCCACUCGAGCUUCUGGGACGGCAGCGACCGAGGAGGGCGAUGUGUAAUCCCGCGCAGAUGGCUAAUUACAGAGCGUGUCUGGCUUUUUAAGGGGUUGAGGUUUCUGACUCAUUGCCUCUGGGGCCGGAGCUUUGUUUUGUCUUCUCUGAUGGCUGCCUUUCUCCCUCCCACCCAAGGCCAUGGCCCCCGUCUUCUGCGAACAACCAAACCCUCCCGGGAAGGCAAGGCCAGGCCACCUAAGACACUUGGGCCUCAGAACCAGACAGGCCCAGGUUCCAAUCUGACUCAGCAACUAGUUGCAUGGAGGCUUUGCCAAGUGACUAAGAUGCUCGUGUCCUAAUCUGCAAAUGGGGUAAUGCUCCGGCCAUCUGGUCUCCUGUUCUGCCCUUGUGUGUUGAGCACCUACUAUGCACCAUAUAGUGGGGUAGGCACAGAGACGCAAGGAUGGAUCAGACAGGUCCUACACACUCAUGGAGACUUCAUUGUAGCAAGGACAAACAGACCGCAAGGAAGAAAAAUAAAAUUACAAAUGGGGAUACAGCCCAUGAAGGAGGCAGGGUGAUGGGAAGACAGCAACUCGGGAGACGAGGACUCAUUGCUGGCGUGACGCCGACACUAAGACCUGCGUUAGGAGGGUCUGAGGACGGAAAGGACAGGGCUACGGCCCCGCCGUUACGCAGGGUUGUGGGGAUUCAGUGAGGAAGCCCACGUGUGGGACACGGUCCGGAGGACACUGAGUGCUCGCAGAGCCGCCCAGAACCCUGGCUGACAGACCAUCUUCCCAUGAAUUGUAUCAUUACAUUUGAUUUUCAUGGCAACCCGUCACACAGAGCAGACACCGUGCACUCCUGUUACUGGUGGGAAAGCUAGAAGAGCAGGUAAAAGUACAGCGUUCUGACCACUAUCUGUCUUCAGCGGGAGCUGUGCAGCUGGGAUGCUCUUGGUCCUGGUGGAGUGAAUAUGAGCCCUGCUGCAGAGCCUCCGGCUGGGAUAGCCGCCCCCCGUGGGGGCGAUGCGGACAGCGCGGGACAGCCAGGGGAGCGCGCGGGGGCCGCAGCAUGCGGGAACCCGCUAAACCCGGUGGCUGCUGAGGCGGCCGAGAUGCUCGUGCGCGCAGUGCGCCCCACUGCAUCCUCGACCUUCUCCGGCUACAGGGACCGUAAGUGGCGACUAUGGGCAGACUGGGUUAUUGGACCCUGCUGGUGCUGCCGGCCCUUCUGGUCUGGCGCGGCCCGGCGCAGGGCGCGGCGGCGGAGAAGGGUACCCCGGCGCUGAACAUUGCGGUGCUGCUGGGUCACAGCCACGACGUGACGGAGCGCGAACUGCGAAACCUGUGGGGCCCAGAGCAGGCAGCAGGGCUGCCCCUGGACGUGAACGUGGUAGCCCUGCUGAUGAACCGGACGGACCCCAAGAGCCUCAUUACGCAUGUGUGCGACCUCAUGUCUGGGGCGCGCAUCCAUGGCCUUGUCUUUGGGGAUGACACCGACCAGGAGGCCGUGGCUCAGAUGCUGGAUUUUAUCUCUUCGCAGACUUUCAUACCCAUCCUGGGCAUCCACGGGGGCGCGUCUAUGAUCAUGGCUGACAAGGACCCAACGUCAACCUUCUUCCAGUUCGGAGCAUCCAUCCAGCAACAAGCCACGGUCAUGCUGAAGAUCAUGCAGGAUUAUGACUGGCACGUCUUCUCCCUGGUGACCACCAUCUUCCCCGGGUACAGGGAAUUCAUUAGCUUCAUCAAGACCACCGUGGACAACAGCUUUGUGGGCUGGGACAUGCAGAACGUGAUCACCUUGGACACUUCCUUUGAGGAUGCCAAGACCCAGGUCCAGCUGAAGAAGAUUCACUCCUCCGUCAUCCUGCUCUACUGUUCCAAAGACGAGGCUGUCCUCAUCCUGAGUGAGGCCCGCUCCCUGGGCCUCACUGGAUAUGAUUUCUUCUGGAUCGUCCCCAGCUUGGUUUCUGGGAACACAGAGCUCAUCCCGAAGGAGUUCCCGUCAGGCCUCAUUUCGGUCUCCUACGACGACUGGGACUACAGCCUGGAGGCGCGGGUGAGGGACGGCCUGGGCAUCCUCACCACGGCUGCGUACUCCAUGCUGGAGAAGUUCUCCUACAUCCCCGAGGCCAAGGCCAGCUGCUAUGGGCAGACGGAGAAGCUGGACACCCCGCCGCACACUCUGCACCAAUUCAUGGUCAACGUGACAUGGGAUGGCAAAGACUUGUCCUUCACUGAGGAAGGCUAUCAGGUGCACCCCAGGCUGGUGGUGAUUGUGCUGAACAAGGACCGAGAAUGGGAGAAGGUGGGCAAGUGGGAGAACCAGACCCUGAGCCUGCGGCAUGCCGUGUGGCCAAGGUACAAGUCCUUCUCAGACUGUGAGCCGGACGACAACCAUCUGAGCAUCGUCACCCUGGAGGAGGCCCCCUUUGUCAUCGUGGAGGACAUAGACCCGUUGACCGAGACGUGCGUGAGGAACACCGUGCCGUGCCGGAAGUUUGUCCGAAUCAACAAUUCAACCAAUGAGGGCAUGAAUGUUAAAAAAUGCUGCAAGGGUUUCUGCAUCGAUAUCCUGAAGAAGCUUUCCCGCACUGUGAAGUUCACCUAUGACCUUUACCUGGUGACUAAUGGGAAGCAUGGCAAAAAGGUCAACAAUGUGUGGAACGGGAUGAUUGGGGAAGUCGUCUACCAACGGGCGGUCAUGGCGGUUGGCUCACUCACCAUCAACGAGGAGCGCUCGGAAGUGGUGGACUUCUCCGUGCCCUUUGUGGAGACGGGGAUCAGUGUCAUGGUUUCAAGAAGCAACGGCACUGUCUCACCUUCUGCUUUUCUAGAACCGUUCAGCGCCUCCGUCUGGGUCAUGAUGUUCGUGAUGCUGCUCAUCGUGUCCGCCAUCGCUGUUUUUGUCUUCGAGUACUUCAGUCCUGUUGGAUACAACAGAAACUUAGCCAAAGGGAAAGCACCCCACGGGCCUUCUUUCACGAUUGGCAAAGCUAUAUGGCUCCUCUGGGGCCUGGUGUUCAACAACUCCGUGCCUGUGCAGAACCCCAAAGGGACCACCAGCAAGAUCAUGGUGUCUGUGUGGGCCUUCUUCGCCGUCAUCUUCCUGGCCAGCUACACGGCCAACCUGGCUGCUUUCAUGAUCCAGGAGGAAUUCGUGGACCAAGUGACCGGCCUUAGUGACAAAAAGUUUCAGAGACCUCACGACUAUUCCCCACCUUUCCGAUUUGGCACGGUGCCUAACGGCAGUACUGAGAGAAACAUUCGUAAUAACUACCCCUACAUGCAUCAGUACAUGACCAAAUUCAAUCAGAAGGGAGUCGAGGAUGCCUUGGUCAGCUUGAAAACAGGGAAACUGGACGCUUUCAUCUACGAUGCGGCAGUCUUGAAUUACAAGGCUGGCAGGGAUGAAGGCUGUAAGCUCGUGACCAUCGGCAGUGGGUACAUCUUUGCCACCACUGGUUACGGAAUCGCCCUCCAGAAGGGCUCGCCUUGGAAGAGGCAGAUUGACCUGGCCCUGCUCCAGUUUGUGGGUGAUGGCGAGAUGGAGGAGCUGGAGACCCUGUGGCUCACGGGGAUCUGCCACAACGAGAAGAACGAGGUGAUGAGCAGCCAGCUGGACAUCGACAACAUGGCGGGCGUGUUCUACAUGCUGGCGGCCGCCAUGGCCCUCAGCCUCAUCACCUUCAUCUGGGAGCACCUCUUCUACUGGAAGCUGCGCUUCUGCUUCACCGGCGUCUGCUCCGACCGCCCGGGGCUGCUCUUCUCCAUCAGCAGGGGCAUUUACAGCUGUAUCCACGGGGUGCACAUCGAGGAGAAGAAGAAGUCUCCAGACUUCAACCUGACCGGGUCCCAGAGCAACAUGUUAAAGCUGCUCCGGUCGGCCAAAAACAUCUCCGACGUGUCCAACGUGAACUCCUCGAGAAUGGAUUCCCCCAAGAGGACUGCGGACUUCAUCCAAAGAGGCUCCCUCAUCGUGGACAUGGCUUCUGAUAAGGGAAAUAUGAUCUACUCGGACAACAGGUCCUUUCAGGGGAAAGACAACGUUUUUGGGGACAACAUGAACGAGCUGCAGACGUUUGUGGCCAGCAGGCACAAGGACAACCUCAACAACUACGUGUUCCAGGGACAGCACCCCUUGACUCUCAAUGAGUCCAACCCCAACACGGUGGAGGUGGCCGUGAGCACCGAGUCCAAAGCGAACUCGAGGCCCCGGCAGCUGUGGAAGAAAUCCAUGGAGUCGCUGCGCCAGGACUCGAUGAGCCAGAACCCGGUCUCCCAGAGGGACGAGGGGGCGGCGGAGAACAGGACCCACUCCCUGAAGAGCCCUCGGUACCUUCCGGAAGAGGUGGCCCACUCGGACGUUUCGGAAACUUCGAGUCGGCCCACGUGCCACAGGGAGCCCGACAACAGCAAGAACCACAAGACCAAGGACAACUUCAAGAGGUCCGUGGCCUCCAAAUUCCCCAAGGACUGCAGCGAGGUUGAGCGCUCCUACCUGAAAACCAAAGCCAGCUCCCCCAGGGACAAGAUCUACACCAUUGACAGCGAGAAGGAGCCCAGUUUCCACCUGGACCCGCCCCAGUUUGUGGAAAACGUGGCCCUGCCCGAGAACGUUGACUUCCCCGACCCCUACCAGGACCCCAACGAAAACUUCCGCAAGGGGGACCCCGGGCUGCCCACGAACAGGACCACGCUGCACAACGAGGACGUGCUCCCCAACAACGACAAACACAAAUUCUACUCCAAGCACUUCACCCUGAAAGACAAGAGCUCCCCUCACAGUGAGGGCAGCGACCGGUACCGGCAGAACUCCACGCACUGCCGGAGCUGCCUGUCCAACCUGCCCGCCUACUCGGGCCACUUCACCGUGCGGUCCCCCUUCAAGUGCGACGCCUGCCUGCGGAUGGGCAACCUGUACGACAUUGACGAAGACCAGAUGCUCCAGGAGACGGGCAGCCCGGCUGCCCAGGAGGAGGUCUACCAGCAGGACUGGGCGCAGAACAGCACCCUCCAGUUCCAGAAAAACAAGCUCAGGAUCAGCCGUCAGCACUCCUACGAUAACAUCGUGGACAAGCCCAGGGAGCUAGACCUCAGCAGGCCGUCCAGGAGCAUCAGCCUCAAGGACCGGGAACGGCUCCUGGAGGGGAAUUUGUACGGGAGUCUCUUUAGCGUGCCCGCCAGCAAACUCUCGGGACACAAGAGCGCCCUCUUCCCGCAGGGUCUGGAGGACAGCAAGCGGAGCAAGUCCCUCUUGCCCGACCACGCCUCCGAUAACCCUUUCCUCCGUUGCUAUGGGGACGACCGACGCUUAGUCAUCGGGAGAUGCCCCUCGGACCCUUACAAACACUCGCUGCCGUCCCAGGCCGGGAACGACAGCUACCUUCGAUCGUCCUUGAGGUCAACGGCAUCCUACUGCUCCAGGGACAGCAGAGGCCCCGGCGACGUGUACAUUCCAGAGCAUGUUAUGCCUUAUGCUGCAAACAAGAACAGUAUGUACUCUAACCCCAGGGUUUUGAACCCCUGCAGCAAUAGACGUGUGUACAAGAAAAUGCCUAGUAUUGAAUCUGAUGUUUAAAACCUUCCAUUGAUGUUUUAUCUAUAGGGAAACAUACGUAGCGGCCGACGUGCUGGAGGGUAAAUGUCGGAUGUCCGAUGGUGCCCUGCAAAGAGGAAGAGGAUUUAGGAAGGUAUUUUUUUUUCCUUUUUUUUCCUUUUUUUUUUUUUUUUUUCUGUCGGUUCUUUGCACAUGGCUCCUUGCCAUCGUCUUCCACUCAAGGAAUCUUGGGAGGUGCGAGCGGAGCAUGGCAGAUACCAGAUGGGUGAGUCCUUAACCAAAAACACAAACACACACCCGGGCGGGUCUCCCGGAAGUGCUCACUAGGUAUGUUGGCAAUAAGAAUGCGUUGGAUGCCGGUGGUGAUUUCCUCUAUUCCAAACCCCAUUACGGCCCGUCCGCCAUGUGCUCUCAUCAGAAAUGCCUAGCGGUCGCUCUCGUUCUGAAUAAGCAGUACGGUAUGCAUGGACCCCCUGACUCAGACCCAACAGUGACGAAAGCGUCUUCACUGUAGCGAGAUUGACGUGCAAGAGAUUAGCGAGUCUGGCCUUGUACCUGUUUUCAGCUUUAAUGUUACGCCUCCCAUCACUGCCCAGGCCCAGCCCCCGAACUCCAGGCUUCCCCCCAAAGAAUAGCAAAAGCGUGUGUUCACAGUCACUAAGCUACCUUCGUUAGAGUCUAUUUCCAAGACCCGUCUGGAGUAAGCGGCCAGAAGGGCCCUCAGGCGGAGAGCUCCGAGGACCCCUCCAGACAUCAGCCUGCGCGUCUCACGGAACGCUCUGUCCCCCUCGGCUUCGACGGUUCUGAUCGGAGCCGCAGACUCCCAUGUGUCUGUCUCCGAUCUCUGACUUGCGGCUCUCCCGUCUCUGACCCAGCGGCUGUUGUAGUCUAUCCCGAAGACUUCCCGCGUACGUAAGUUUGCGUCCCCUCCGCCCUUCUGGUGGCGACUCAGGGUUGUAUAGUAUCUGUUACCCCUCCUUCCCUCCCGGACUGACCCUCGCUCGUUCCGUCCCCGAACGGCCAUGGUGGCGUCUAAUUAGGUGUGUGUUGCUAUUCCCAGAGCUGUUACCGCGGUGGCUCGCACCAGCAGCCGUGUGUGUCCCACAAUCUGUAAGAAGUUCAGGGCCCUCCGUCCGCUCAAGGCUAGCCCUAGCUUUUGCGUCUGUCUUCCUCCACGUCAUGAGAUUCCGUUGGACGCGCGAUUCCACCCCAGCCUCAGAUGGAAAGCCUCCAGAACAGGAGACGCGCUCCUGACCCCACCCCGAGCAUCCUCCCAGUGGUGGAUCGGCCUUAGUGGCCAAAGUGAUUCCUCUCUCCCAAAAUGUUCGCUCUCUGGAGUCAAAACCGCUUCACCAGCACCAACGGGAAUCUAUGAGAAACUCCCCAAAGCAUUUGUCAUUUCCGAGUCACCCCCCACUGUCCUUUUUUUACUAGACUCAGACCUGUGCCUCUAUGACCUGGAAUGAGAGUCGUUUAAAAACACCGGGGUCAGAAGGGGUGUCUGCCACACGGGAAGCUCGCAGCACAGAGGGACCCACGCCAGGUGCCAAAAAAAAAAAAGCAAGGGAGGUAGUUGUUCUGCGGCCACACACCAGAAUUUUGUAGCUUAAAAAUUAAAUAUAAAACCCACAGACCACAUUAGUUAACCCUUUUUUUAAGAGUUCAAAUUUUAGCGUAUUUUAACUUCACGAAUGUCCUGGAAAUAGCCAGGGUAACUAGCCAUCAAGUCUGGUGGAGUCGCUGAAUUGUCCUGGCGACAAUCAGCACAGCCUGGGCUAAGAGCCUGCCCGUCUCCUGGUUUCCUCCUGCAUUUUGCUCUGGGUUCCUGGAGAAGGGCACCUGAGUGGCAGGUUGAAGAGUCACCCUGGUUCUUUUCCUGACGGCACGUUCUGUUCUGUCAGUAGUGUUUUCCGGCGAGUGGGCAGGUGCCAGGAGCAAUUCUCUUAGAUCUUGAGGACUCCGUGAACAACCCCAUCUUUGGGCAGGUGCGCCCAGUAACGAUGAGAAGCGGUUGCGUAGUUUCAGGAUCUUCGGUGGGGAGGCAGAGGCGGCCACGGGCGAGGACAUCUUCCUGUCACCGUGCGGCUGAGAGGCGGAAGGGACGGCUAAGGCACUGCGAGCAAACACGUCCAAACGUUGCAUUUUCUUUCUCAGAUGUUGUGCUUUUGCCCCAAGACCCAGGAAUGGAGAAGCCCAGACCCAAGGGCCUCAUCCCCAUUUCUAUUCUUUGGCAAAUUCCUGGCUGUCUUAUCUUUCAGAACUCUCUGCCUUUGCCCGCCCAUUGCUUUCCAGACCUACAUUCCCCCAGCCAGAAUUCACCUCAUUUCCCCGACACGAUGGGCA
Messenger RNA from Mustela lutreola (European mink), 12406 nucleotides. It is a transcript of the gene GRIN2A, whose product is annotated as glutamate ionotropic receptor NMDA type subunit 2A. Gene Ontology annotation, molecular function: NMDA glutamate receptor activity; transmitter-gated monoatomic ion channel activity involved in regulation of postsynaptic membrane potential. Gene Ontology annotation, cellular component: plasma membrane; postsynaptic membrane; NMDA selective glutamate receptor complex. Lineage: Eukaryota; Metazoa; Chordata; Mammalia; Carnivora; Mustelidae. Bases 5690 to 10084 code for a protein of 1464 amino acids. The record is from RefSeq and is a predicted model, not a curated record. The transcript has 15 exons. Gene Ontology annotation, biological process: long-term synaptic potentiation; excitatory postsynaptic potential; monoatomic ion transport.